This is a messenger RNA of Pygocentrus nattereri (red-bellied piranha), 3597 nucleotides long. RefSeq lists its product as uncharacterized. Gene Ontology annotation, molecular function: ribosome binding. The transcript is spliced from 5 exons. Lineage: Eukaryota; Metazoa; Chordata; Actinopteri; Characiformes; Serrasalmidae. Gene Ontology annotation, cellular component: mitochondrial inner membrane. The record is from RefSeq and is a predicted model, not a curated record. The coding region runs from base 107 to 856 and encodes 249 amino acids. Gene Ontology annotation, biological process: protein insertion into mitochondrial inner membrane from matrix; inner mitochondrial membrane organization.
AGUAUACCGCGUCUGUCAAUGUUGACGGAAGAGACCUGCCUGAUUUUGUCUAAGUGCUAAAUGACCACCGACGCGCCAGCGCAUAAAAGCCCGGAGCUGCUUCACCAUGAGGCGGAUUUCGUGUCGAGACCUGUCCGGUGUUCUGGUGGCUUCAUCGCUGACGAAGGAGCUCUCUGCAAACAAGCUUCAGGGGUCAAAGCAGGCGUGCCGGGCCCUGUAUGGUCCACGGAGACAGUCCAGGCUGUGCUCAGCUUGCUGCAGCAGCACUGUGCCCUACAGACAGUACUGCAAAAGCACUGACCCUCACCCGGGUAUCUCCGUGGUGGGCACCCCUGAUCCCAUCACAUGGAUCAGGAAUAAGGUCAUACUGGCUCUGACUGAGCUCUACUUCGACCUGGACCUCAGUGUGGAGUUUGACCGUGGAGUCAAGCAGGCAGUGUUCCAGGUGUCCACUAGGGUGUCCAAAGGCAGGUUUGAGGAGCUGAGGGGCUUGAUGUCUGAGGAGGCUGUAGCAGAUGUCAGGAGGAGGUACAACACUCUAACGGAGGUCCAAAGAGGACACCUCGCCAUCUCUUCGGAUGACAUUGUGUUUCUUCUUCCUGAGGAUGUUUCUGUAGUUUCUGAUAGUAGAGGCAGGAAGUUCUGCAGCAUCACCAUGAGAUUGUGGCACCUGACCAGUGCGGAUGUUCCAGAGGACCCAGAGAGCACUCGCAUCUUCAGGAUGGACCCUAGCAUAGGAGAUGGACCACCAAAGAAAAUCAUCACCGCAGUUUAUGAGUUUCAUCGGGAGCUGACGGCUGGGGCUGACCCCAGCUGGACGGUGACUCACAUCUGGCACUGGAAACAGCUUGAGUGAACCUGGUAAAAAGAGGAAAACCCAGGAACUAAUAAAGCCAGAGAAGCCCAGCUGAACUUAACUCCAGUGGCCCUAAUGAAAGAGCUGCUUUAGAUCUUUAGCUGGAGUACAAUAAACAAACUCCUGAGCUGAAGACCACUCCUUCUGUACUGAAACUUUCUCUCCAGUCUCCACAGAGCACUGCGGUACAACCCGCGACAGAGGAGUUCACAAGUCAAGACUCAAGUCUUUUGCAGAGAAAUUUACUUUAUAUUGGCCUUUUUUUUUUAAAGGUAAGAAACAAAAUAGCUUAAAACGGCUGGUUGUUCUGCAGAUUCUAUAGAAUAUAUGCUCCUAGCUGGUGCAAUAGUUUUAAAGGAAUGUGAUCUGUAACUCAGUAAAACUUCAGCUAAAUUAUAUGAAAUCAGCAGCUGUGGCAGUUUUUGCGAUAACUACCUUACUUCCUAUCCAAAUUAUGUGCUAGCCAACAGUUUUAAGUUAUUUUGCCGUUUUUAAACACCACAUUUACUGCAUAAAGCACUUCGUUCUGUCAUUCAGAACUGUAGGAGAGUCUGAGUCAAGUCACAAGUCAAUUAAGAGAGAUUGGGGUAAAUUGCGAGUCAUUUAAGGAGAGUCCGAGUUGAGCUGAGAGUCAUUUAAGGAGAGUCCGAGUUGAGCUGAGAGUCAUUUAAGGAGAGUCCGAGUUGAGCUGAGAGUCAUUUAAGGGGAGUCCGAGUUGAGCUGAGAGUCAUUUAAGGGGAGUCCGAGUUGAGCUGAGAGUCAUUUAAGGGGAGUCCGAGUUGAGCUGAGAGUCAUUUAAGGAGAGUCCGAGUUGAGCUGAGAGUCAUUUAAGGGGAGUCCGAGUUGAGCUGAGAGUCAUUUAAGGGGAGUCCGAGUUGAGCUGAGAGUCAUUUAAGGGGAGUCCGAGUUGAGCUGAGAGUCAUUUAAGGGGAGUCCGAGUUGAGCUGAGAGUCAUUUAAGGGGAGUCCGAGUUGAGCUGAGAGUCAUUUAAGGGGAGUCCGAGGUGAGCUGAGAGUCAUUGAAGGGGAGUCCGAGUUGAGCUGAGAGUCAUUGAAGGGGAGUCCGAGUUGAGCUGAGAGUCAUUUAAGGGGAGUCCGAGUUGAGCUGAGAGUCAUUUAAGGGGAGUCCGAGUUGAGCUGAGAGUCAUUUAAGGGGAGUCCGAGUUGAGCUGAGAGUCAUUGAAGGAGAGUCCGAGGUGAGCUGAGAGUCAUUGAAGGAGAGUCCGAGGUGAGCUGAGAGUCAUUGAAGGAGAGUCCGAGGUGAGCUGAGAGACAUUUAAGGAGAGUCCGAGUUGAGCUGAGAGUCAUUUAAGGAGAGUCCGAGUUGAGCUGAGAGUCAUUUAAGGAGAGUCCGAGUUGAGUUGUGAGUCAGACUAAGGCGAGUCGAGGUUACAAGACAUUUAGGGAGCAUUCAAGUUGAGUUGUGAGUCAGUUAAGGUGAGUCCAAGUUGCGAAUCAGCAGAGGAGUGUCAGAGUUUCAAAUCACUUAAGGGUGAGGCUGAGUUGAAUUGUGAGUCAUUUAAGGACAGUUCGAGUUGUGAGUCAGUUUGAAGACAGCCUGAAUUGAGUUGUGAGUCAGUUAGAGAGAGUGCAAGUUGAGUUGUGAGCCAGUUCAGGGAGAGUGACAGUCUCAAGUGAGUUUAGGGAUAGUCCGAGUUGCUGACUUGAGUCCCCACCUUUGAAUGAAUUUGUUUACCCUUCAUGCUUGGAGUACCAAGCGUUGCUCUUAACAGAAGUGUUGCAUGACAAAUCACAUGACCACCCCCCAAUCUCCAGAAAACCCUGCCCCUUUUGUUGUGUGACACAGGUGCUCGACCAGGGAACAGAGUUCUGGAUUUAGAUCAGUAACUGGACUGUCUGGUGAAAAAACAACUCUACAGUGGUUCCUGCUGAGUUGCCUGUACUCUACUGCCAGUAGAAUGGGUCACUCUAGAGCAGCCACACAAAGGUCAUCAUGCCUAGUGCAAAGCGUGGGCUGGAGGGUUAUAAAGCCCCCAGUAUCGGACUGUGGAGCAGUGGAACCGUUUACUGAGUUGAUGGGAUGAGUUGGAGUGAUCCAGAACAGGUCAUCCAACACCAUUAAUGCUCAUGUGGCUGCCAUCAGAUCCCCACACCAAUGUUCCUACAUCUCGUGUAAAGCCGUCCCAGAAGAGUAGAGGCUGUUACUAAUGAAUUAGUACCCUUCAUUUGAGAAGAAACGCUGGAUGGAUGAGCAGGUGUCUGCACACUUUUGGAGAUCAUUUUCACCCAGUCCGAUUAAUUCAGUCCUAAUGUUUUACCUUCUCUUUGCCAAAGUAAUCAUGAGAAACACAAGACAUGCGUGUAGAGCCUUAGCCAGGCCAGCACGUGCUCCUCAUACAAUCCUACUGAAAAGUUGCGACUGCCCCUAUGUGGGCUGCGCAAAGGUUGUGGCAUAUUUAGUACAAAUAUGUACAAAAUCGCCCAAUUAAUAACGGCUGUAAUCAUGAAUCAGUAACCGCCGUCAAGCAGUUCCUCCUAUAAAAUCACUGAUUUGGAGAAAUGGUCUUAUUUUCCCUGUUCAUUCGUGCAGAUGUGCUUCUUCACUUCUUCUGUCACGCAAACGCACAGGGCUGUAACACUGUAUGAAAUAAAGACUUCUGCUUUGACAACACCAGCUGGCCUCAACAUGGUGCAGAACGAUUCAUGAUGAAUGAAAUUUUCUCCAGAGUUACUUGGAAUAUAAUAUUUUAUGCUAAAUUCCAGUAAACCAUUCCAAACAUU